Messenger RNA from Teleopsis dalmanni, 618 nucleotides. RefSeq lists its product as uncharacterized. Bases 1 to 618 code for a protein of 205 amino acids. The record is from RefSeq and is a predicted model, not a curated record. Lineage: Eukaryota; Metazoa; Arthropoda; Insecta; Diptera; Diopsidae. The transcript is spliced from 4 exons.
AUGUACGGCACAACAAAUUGUACUCCUGUGGACCAAUUCAACAUUAACAAAAGCUCAAAUGAUGCCAACAGUAAUGGUGGCUACGAAAAGAACUCGAAACAUCCCACAGAUUCCAACAAAAUGCUGGAGAGCAUAAUUAAUCGAAAAGAUAACAAAAGCUAUCAAUUCAAUUUAAUACAUUCAAGAGACCGCUCAAAACGUUUCCUUAUCUAUAGCGGCUCAGGAGUAUGCAAGCUCGUUAUAGGAUUUUCCAUACCAGUUAAGCUUCCCGAUAAACGGCGUUCAAUGGGGAACUACUUAGGAUUUCAUUUCCAAUUUCCAGAAAUAACACGUCCUAUAUAUUGGUGGGACUUCUUCAAUUCAACAACAUUUGCAGCGCGUCAAUUCAGUUGGCAGGUACCUUUACUACAUAAUAGUGUCACAAAGUUGUUAAAGCGUGAUGAAAGUCGGGAAUACAUAUAUAAAUUUAUUCAAAACAUUUUUGAACAUCGUGGUCUUAAUGGAGAACAAUGUUUAUAUCAACUUAUAUGUGAAAUUGGAAAACGACCAUUUGCUGUUGAUAAAACUCAUAACCCAACUCAAAUAUAUCAUGAAUUUUUAAAUGCGAUUUUCAUGUAA